AUGACAUCCCCUUCCCACCGGCGCCUCCUAAAAGAAGCCUCCGAACUCGCCUCCCACCCCUCCCCGCACUUCACCGCUCACCCCGUCUCCGACUCCAACCUCUACGACUGGCACUUCACCCUCGCCGGCCCGCCACCCCCCUCCCCCUACGCCGGGGGCAUCUACCACGGCCGCAUCGUCCUCCCCCCAACCUACCCCCUGCGCCCGCCGUCCUUCCGCUUCCUCACCCCCUCCGGCCGCUUCGAGGUCAACCGCGAGAUCUGCCUGAGUAUCUCGGGCCACCAUGAGGAGACGUGGCAGCCUGCGUGGGGGAUCCGGACGGCGCUGCUCGCGCUGCGGAGUUUCAUGGAUGCGGACGCGAAGGGGCAGGUGGGUGGGUUGGAUGUCGAUGUGAGUGUGAGGAGGCAGUAUGCGGUUGAGAGUCGGCGGUGGGUGUGCGAUGUUUGUGAGGGGGGGAGAUCGAAUGAGGAGGUAUUGCGCGAGUGGAGGGAGGUGUGUCGCGCGAAGGGGGUUGCUGUUGAUGAUGAUGAUGAGGUUCAGGGUGCUACCGCCAACGAGGGCACUGCUUUGGUAGAAGCAAAAUCAGAACCAGUGCCAGAACGAGAACCGGCGGAUACGAAUACAAAUACAGGGACGGAUACGGCGCCUUCUCAGCGGGAAUCGGGAUCGCUGCCGUCGAGGGAUGGUGCGCCGUCGCAGGUGCAGGUACAGGUACCGUCUGUGUCAUCUGCGCCUGCAGGAGCAGCUGCACCUGCACCUGCACCUACGCCGACGCGCACGACUCCUGUCCAGACUACGACUACGACUACGACUACGACUACUUCUCGACCUACUACCACAUCAGAUGCGCCGUGGCUGGAUCGAGCCAUCCUGGGUGUUCUCGUCGCGUUGGCGUUUAUGAUCGUACGACGGUUUGCAAAGUCGGAGGAGUAUUAG
Messenger RNA from Aspergillus viridinutans, 936 nucleotides. RefSeq names its product ubiquitin-conjugating enzyme E2. Bases 1 to 936 code for a protein of 311 amino acids. The transcript has a single exon. The record is from RefSeq and is a predicted model, not a curated record. Lineage: Eukaryota; Fungi; Ascomycota; Eurotiomycetes; Eurotiales; Aspergillaceae.